CAAACCGCAGCAUCCCGUUAUGCUAGGCUAGGAGGCCAGCGUCUAUUAGGGCAAUGUAGGUCAGGGUAGCGGGGCCGUCCGUCGGAAUUGGGGCGGGAUGCAUCUGCCCAAGAAGUGUUCGGCCUUUCGCGUGGUCCUGGGUGCGCUGCUUCUGGUGGCGCUGCUCCAGCUCCUCUACCUGUCCUUCCUGUCAAAGUUCCACGGUAAGCAGCAGCGUUCCCGUUACUCGGAGCUCUUCCCGGGCUCCGGCCCAGGCGGCGGUGGCGCGGCUCACUCCUCCGAAAAGAACUCCCGUAAAGAGCGUCUGAGGUACUCCCUCUCUAGCGGAGGUAUUUUUGACCACAGCGGCCAGUACCGCGUCUACAAGAACCUAAUCCAAAGCGACUGGACGGGUCCCAACGUUCUGACAUUGGCCACCCACACGAGUCUGAGCAAUUUGCACCACCUGUCGGAUCUGGCGGAGAGGUGGCGCAACCCGAUUUCGGUGGCCGUCUUCGCGCACGGCCAGGACGUUCGCCUGGCCACGGCGCUGUUGUACGCGCUCGGCGUCCUGUGCCCUCGCGUCCAGGCCUUGGUGGACUUCCACCUGGUCUGCCUCUCGGGGGAAACGGCCAGCUUCCCCCAACAGGACCACCUGCACUUUGCCGGUCUGGACGACUGCGCAGCUGUCUUCUCCCGUCUGGAGGCCCACAGGAGCCGCUAUGAGAACUACGCCUUGGGCGUCAACGUCUCCUAUCCUAACAACCUCCUUCGCAACGUGGCCCGAGGGGGCACAGAGGCCUCCUACGUCCUGGUGAUUGACAUAGACACCGUGCCCUCUGCAGACCUGCACCAGCAGUUCUCGGCCAUGGUGGCCGGGCGCCAGCCUGCCCCGGACCGGGUUUUCGUCCUGCCGGCCUUCGAGAUCCGCCACACCAGGAAGAUGCCGGCCACCAAGGCCGAGCUUGUGCGGCUGUACCAGGUGGGUGAGGUGCGACCUUUCUACGAGGAGCUGUGUCCUCGCUGCCAGGCCCCCAGCAACUAUUCCCGCUGGGUCAACGGCCACGUGAGCGAGCCCCCCGGCGCCCUGGAGGUGGCCUACACGCUGACUUGGGUGGAUCCCUGGGAGCCGUUUUACAUCGGCCCGCGCGACGUGCCCCUCUAUGACGAGAACUUCAAGCAGUACGGCUUCAAUCGCAUCAGCCAGGCCUGCGAACUCCAUGUGGCCGGCUACGAGUUCUCCGUGCUGAGCUCGGCCUUCCUGGUCCACCGCGGCUUCAAGGUCCAGGGCGAGUUCCACGCCAAGAAGGACGAAGAGAACAAGCGCAACCGGCUCCUGUUUCGUAGCUUCAAAGAAGCUCUGAAGAGCAAAUAUCCAACAUCCAGCAGGCGAUGCUAGAACAAAACCAAAAAAAAAGCAUUGCCUUAAGGUACUUCCAUCCCUCUCUACUCCAGCUCAUCAUCUCAACACUGCUUAGUCAGUCAGUGAUACUGACAAUGACCCCUAGAUGGCAGCAAUCAGCCCUUAGAGCUGGUUGAUCCUACUUCUGACUGCUGUUUUGAUGCUACAAUGUAAAUAUAUUUAUUGUGAAUUAGGAGAUUAGACACCCGAUUUCUCAUUCGUUGAGCUUUGUGUUGUUGCACUUGUUAGCAAAGCAGCUUUUCUGGUUUGUGUUUUGAUUUUCUGCAACAUGAAUGACGUUGCUACAACCACCAUUACGUGGAACUUUACUUGUUUUUACUGACUAAAAAAAACAAACGUUUACAGAACUUUAGAUGGAAACGUCCUGGAUUUUGUUCAACUUUAGUGACCGGUCCCUGGAACCAAGGGUUUGCAUAUGUACGGUAGGGACAUAACACUAGCAACUUUUCAGGAUGCUCAAAUUUUCUCCAACUUUUAAGCAACCUUAUUUGCGUUUACAACCCCUAGCAAAAAGUAUGGAAUCACCAGUCUCGGACGAGCACUCACUCAGACAUUUUAUUAUGUAGAAAAACUCAGAAUUAGUUAAAAGUCCAACUCUUUAGCAUUCAGAAACACUAAAACAUAGACUAAAAAACAUUGUGGUGGUCAGUAAAUGUUACUUUUAUAGAGCAAGUGCAAGGAAAUAAAUAUAGAAUCACUCCAUUCUGAUGAAGAAUAUAUGGAAUCAUUAGAAACAAACAAAGAAAUAAUAAUCAAAACACAUCUCUAGGUUUUAGUUGCACCACCUCUGGUUUUUAUGACAGCUUGCAGUCUCUGAGGCAUGGACUUGAGUGACAAACACUAUUCUUCAUCAAUUUGGUGCCAUCUCUCUUUGAUUGGAGUUGCUAGAUCAUCCUUGCAGGUCGGAGUCUUGUUGUGGACCAUUUUUUCCCCCCAAUUUCUGGGCUAUUUGCAGGCUGGAUGAGUCUUUCUCCAAGGAAUGCUUUCACAGUUUUUGCUCUGUGGCAUGAUGCAUUGCCAUCUUGGAAAAUGACAAACAUAUUUUCAAAUAAAGGGAUAAGAAAGUUGUCUAAAA
This is a messenger RNA of Corythoichthys intestinalis (scribbled pipefish), 2477 nucleotides long. RefSeq names its product beta-1,4-glucuronyltransferase 1 (gene b4gat1). Gene Ontology annotation, cellular component: Golgi apparatus. Gene Ontology annotation, biological process: protein O-linked glycosylation via mannose. The transcript is spliced from 2 exons. Gene Ontology annotation, molecular function: glucuronosyltransferase activity. Lineage: Eukaryota; Metazoa; Chordata; Actinopteri; Syngnathiformes; Syngnathidae. Bases 98 to 1378 code for a protein of 426 amino acids. The record is from RefSeq and is a predicted model, not a curated record.